Lucilia cuprina (Australian sheep blowfly) is the source of this 1216-nucleotide messenger RNA. RefSeq names its product probable RNA methyltransferase CG1239. The record is from RefSeq and is a predicted model, not a curated record. The coding region runs from base 84 to 1154 and encodes 356 amino acids. Gene Ontology annotation, molecular function: RNA methyltransferase activity; O-methyltransferase activity; snRNA binding. Lineage: Eukaryota; Metazoa; Arthropoda; Insecta; Diptera; Calliphoridae. Gene Ontology annotation, biological process: snRNA modification. The transcript is spliced from 2 exons.
CUGUUUACAAAAUAAACGUUUCCUAACGAAUUCUCCCCAAACAACAUGCGGCUAAAAUUUUGCAUCAAAAAUUUAAAGUGGAAAUGGAUUUGAUGUCAAUACAACCGAAUAUUGCUAAUGAACGAGAGGAAAGUGAAAUAAAACAAUUAAAAAGGAAAAUUGUAGAUGAAACUUGCAAUGAAACAAGCAAAAAGCUAAAACACAAUGAAGUUCCUAACAUUCGCAAUACAGAGGAAAUUGAAAAUGGUAAACAAAUAAAUAAAGAAGAAAACACUCAGAGACUGGAAGAUCUAAAUAAGAAUCUAUAUACAACACAAAACUCUUCAAUAGAUAAAGAAACUGUCACUAAAGUGCAGCUGCCUAAUAAAGUUCCCAUUAGUCCUAAAAAACGUUUAGAAGUUGCAAAGCCAUCAUCAUCAUCAACUAGUGCUGCGAAAGGGAAUAAAGAGAAAUUUAUAUAUGGCAACUAUAGUCAAUAUUAUGGUUAUCGUAACAAGGAUAAAGAUUAUCAUGAUAUACGUUUAGAUGUCUUUGCUGAACAAAAGGAAAUCUUUAGAAAUAAACAAAUAUUAGAUAUAGGCUGUAAUAGUGGUUUCAUUACCAUGGAGGUGGCAAAACAAUUUGAAGUUAAAUCUAUUGUGGGCUUAGAUAUAGAUAAAUCUCUAAUAAAUCAAGCGAUCAAAAAUCUAAUAAAAUGUAAAAAAUCUUUACCCAUGGAUAAUGAAUUGAAAAGAUUGCAAAAGUUUCCUUUCAACAUAACAUUUGUACACGGCAAUUAUGUAUUGAAAAAUGAAGUGCUAUUGGAAAUUGAAAGACCACAAUUUGAUGUGAUAUUAUGUUUAUCCAUAACGAAAUGGAUACAUUUGAAUUUUGGUGAUAAGGGUCUUAAGCAGGCAUUCAGGCGUAUGUAUUUACAAUUAAAUCCUCAGGGAAUGUUGAUACUAGAAGCUCAACCGUUUGACAAUUAUGGCCGAAGAAAGAAAAUGACGGAAACAAUAUUUAAGAAUUUUAACGAAAUGAAAUUCUUGCCCAAAGACUUUAGCGAGUAUUUGCUUUCAACGGAAGUGGGCUUUUCUAGCGUAGAAUUAAUGGGUGUACCUGAUCAUUGUAAAAAGGGUUUUAAAAGACCCAUACAGAUUUUCUUUAAAAAAUAACACAUAAAAUACAUGAAUUAAAUAAAAUUAUUUUUGUUACAUUACUUACACCACAUCACGAA